Messenger RNA from Oryza sativa Japonica Group (Japanese rice), 1529 nucleotides. The record is from RefSeq and is a predicted model, not a curated record. Lineage: Eukaryota; Viridiplantae; Streptophyta; Magnoliopsida; Poales; Poaceae.
CUCUCUCCUCUCCCCCGCAAAUCCCCCCCAAAAAAAAAAAAAACCCGCCACCGCGAGCACGCCGCGCGCCUGCUUCCUCCACCUGCGCCGGGCGAGAAGAUGAUGCUCCCCCGGCUCCUCCUCCUCGUCGUUGCCUCCGCGCUGCCGCUCGCUUCCGUCGCUGCGGGCGCCGUCGGCGUCGGCGAGGGGUUCUGCUCGGCGGAGCCGUCGGCGGCGUCGGGCGGCUGCUCCGGCGUGCGGCCGCCGCUCUACUGGAAGGCCACCAACCCGACUCUGGCGCCCGCGCACCUCCAGGAUUUACCUGGCUUCACACGUAGUGUUUACAAAAGGGAUCAUGCUUUGAUUACACCAGAGAGCCAUGUAUUCAGCCCUUUGCCUGACUGGAUCAACACAUUAGGAGCAUAUUUAAUUAGUCCAGCUAUCGGGGCACAUUUCACAAUGUACCUGGCAAAAAUGCAUGAUGGAUCAAAAUCAGCCCUACCACCAAAAGGUGUUGAAAGGCUUAUCUUUGUACUCCAAGGAAGCAUUCUAUUGUCUGAGGAGAGUGGGAAUACCCAUACUCUGCUGGUGGACUCUUAUGCCUAUCUUCCUGCAAACAUGAAACACUCUGUGAUCUCAGAUGAAGUAACUACCCUUGUAAUCUUUGAGAGGAGGUACACAACCAUUGAGGGUUACCAUCCUGAUCUCAUUGUUGGAUCAACUGAUAAGCAACCCCUUCUUGAAACCCCAGGAGAGGUAUUUGAGUUGAGGAAGCUGCUACCCACUUCUCUGCCUUAUGACUUUAAUAUCCAUAUAAUGGAUUUUCAGCCUGGGGAAUAUCUUAAUGUGAAGGAGGUUCAUUACAAUCAACAUGGGUUGCUGCUUUUAGAGGGACAAGGAAUAUACCGAUUGGGAGACAGCUGGUACCCGGUGCAAUCAGGGGACACCAUUUGGAUGGCACCGUUUGUGCCUCAAUGGUACGCUGCCCUUGGAAAAACCAAGACGAGGUACUUGCUGUAUAAAGAUGUCAAUAGGGAUCCACUGAUAUGAGGAAUGCAACAUUUCCUGACCGAUGGUAAUAGAUCAAAUUGGAGAGCUAUUACGCUGGUCUUGAAGAGUCCCUGUGGAAGAUGAUCUCAGAAAAAAAUAAAUCUUCUUUCUCGCUGAUGAACCCUUCAAAAUGAUGAAUCGACGCAAGAAUCUCAGAUCUGUACAUGGAAUGGUCAAGCUACCCACUUGUUCUUAUUGGUCAAUAUGAAUUCAGAAAAAAAGUUGCUGUACUAUUUUCUGGACAGAACUGGGCUAUGCUGUGACUCUUCGGAAAUCUGUAUUGGCUAACCCCUUGAAAUGUCGAAAUAAUGCGUCGCUGUAAUGAAACCAGGUACCUGAUUCCAAGAUUAGUGCCUUUUUUUUUCCUUUUAAUUGCAGAGCAUCAAAUAUGUGGCGACAUGUCGAACAUCAAUGUUUGGGUAUCUGAAGAUGCCUUUUAAAAAUGGAAAUGAACUGCUUUAACAAUAUUUGCAAGAAGAAACAUGAUUACUCUUUGGCUU